AUGGUUCCGAUUUAUGCUGCUGAUGCGUGGUUGGCACUGAUUUUCCCUUCAUUUGCAAUUUACUUUGACACGUUAAGAGAAUGCUAUGAAGCUUAUGUCAUUUACAACUUUCUUGCGUUUUUGCUUAAUUAUUUGAGGAGCGAGUUUCCUGACUUACGAUGCGUUAUUGAACAGAAGCCACAAAUGAAACACUUGCCGCCGUUUUGUUUCUUAAACUCUUGGAAAAUGGGAAGAGUAUUCAUUGACCACUGUCGUCACGGGGCCUUGCAGUACACCGUUAUUCGUCCACUAACAACUGCUAUUGCACUAAUAUGUGAAAUGGUUGGCGUUUAUGGUGAAGGAGACUUCAACUUUCGCCACGCGUUCCUUUACUUGACUAUUAUAAACAAUGUCUCUCAAAUUUGGGCACUCUAUUGUUUAGUAAUGUUCUAUCGGUGUACUCGAUUAGAAUUAAGUCCAAUGAAACCGGUCGCCAAAUUUCUGUGCGUCAAAUUCGUUGUUUUCAUGUCUUUCUGGCAAUCCAUUUUAAUCGCAGUACUUGCUGCUACUGGUGUUAUCAGAAAGGUGGAAGCCUGGAAACUAUAUGAUGUUCAGUCUAUUGGUAUCGCACUACAAAAUUUCGCUAUAUGUAUCGAGAUGUUCAUUGCCGCAAUAGCCCAUCACUUCUCUUUCACUUGGACGCCAUAUGUCGAUCCUAAUUCGGAACCAACGAGUUGUUGUUACUCAUGGCGGUCUAUGUGGGAUGUGUCUGAUAUGCGUCGAGAUGUUGUAGAACAUGUCAGACACAUCGGUCAUAGUGUAAGACAUUUUAAUUUCUCCUCCGACCGUCAACUUUCAAGCCGUCACAGUCUUUCAGGAACUUAUCACCGAGUUGUAUCUCUUGACGCUGAUGAAGUCGAUUGUAAUAGUAUUGCAUACUGUGACAACGAAAUCAACCCUCUUCUUUCAAAUCAGGAUUCCAGUUCUGAAGUAGGAAUUGGAUCUGAAUUACUUCGUGUUAGGAAUUCCGGGGAUAAUAUUCAAACUGAAAAGAUAGUCUAA
This is a messenger RNA of Schistosoma curassoni, 1041 nucleotides long. The record is from the annotation of a GenBank genome assembly. Lineage: Eukaryota; Metazoa; Platyhelminthes; Trematoda; Strigeidida; Schistosomatidae.